Paralichthys olivaceus (Japanese flounder) is the source of this 3555-nucleotide messenger RNA. The record is from RefSeq and is a predicted model, not a curated record. Lineage: Eukaryota; Metazoa; Chordata; Actinopteri; Pleuronectiformes; Paralichthyidae.
UUGCUUAAUUACUCCGCCACGCACGAACUGGAUCUCCGUGCGUGUAUUUUAGGAGCAGCCUUGCGGGGACGCCAGUUGCACGCUGAAUUCUUACCCGGCUUCAAAAUGUGUAUAUGCUCCGUGCGUUGUCGCUGUGUCGAGGCUGAUAUUUCCUCUGAAUAACUUAGAAAGUGAGCUUGUGCGGGAUUUUCUCCUCCAUUCGUUAAUCUGCAUCAUCCACCCCCCCUCCCCUCCCACCUCCUGCUUCAUCAAAUCCUUGUCAACGGAAGGAUUUAUUUUUUAUUUUUCAUUUUAACAGAGCAUUGUUUGCCCCCACCACCACCACCACCACCAACCAACCAACCACGACUCCCAUCCGCUCACAGUGCACCUUGGAACAUCACAAGCAAGUAUAGCAGGCGUAUCGUCUUCUAUGUGGGCUUUGAUUCUAAGGCACAAUUUGGUGGUCGCUCGUGGAAUAUACGGCUUAAGCGCGUUUGCAUAACAGUGAAAGGUCCUCAUACUGCAACCAUGUGUGGACGGAGCAGGACGGCCUUUCUGUGUCUGUGGGCUUGCUUGCUUGCCGCCAACGGCGUGCUGAGUGCGAAAAGCUCUGGGCAGAACGGCAUGACAGAUGAACAGAAAGAUAACACUACAGUGUUCACCAAGAUCUUAGACAGCCUUCUGGAUGGCUAUGACAAUCGCCUCAGGCCAGGACUAGGAGAGCGUGUAACUGAAGUCAAGACUGACAUUUUCGUGACUAGCAUUGGGCCAGUUUCGGACCACGACAUGGAGUACACCAUUGAUGUCUUCUUCAGACAGAGCUGGAAGGAUGAAAGACUAAAGUUCAAAGGCCCAAUGGCCGUACUGCGUCUCAACAACCUGAUGGCCAGCAAGAUCUGGACCCCCGAUACCUUCUUCCACAAUGGCAAGAAGUCUGUGGCCCACAACAUGACCAUGCCAAACAAGCUGCUGCGAAUUACAGAGGAAGGCACGCUGCUGUACACCAUGAGGCUUACAGUCAGAGCAGAAUGUCCCAUGCACCUGGAGGACUUCCCAAUGGAUGCCCAUGCUUGUCCACUGAAGUUUGGCAGCUAUGCCUACACUCGAGCAGAGGUGGUGUACGUGUGGACCAGAGGAGCUGCCCAGUCAGUGGUGGUGGCUGAGGACGGGUCCAGGUUAAACCAGUACGAUCUGAUGGGACAGAGUGUGGAUUCUGGUGUGGUGCAGUCCAGCACGGGAGAAUACGUUGUGAUGACAACCCACUUCCACCUCAAGAGGAAAAUUGGUUACUUUGUGAUCCAAACAUAUCUACCCUGCAUCAUGACUGUCAUCCUCUCCCAAGUGUCGUUCUGGCUCAACAGAGAGUCCGUCCCUGCCAGGACUGUCUUUGGAGUGACCACUGUCCUGACCAUGACCACACUCAGUAUCAGUGCCAGGAACUCUCUCCCUAAAGUGGCCUAUGCCACAGCUAUGGAUUGGUUCAUCGCUGUCUGCUAUGCAUUCGUCUUCUCGGCCCUCAUCGAGUUUGCCACAGUCAACUACUUCACCAAGAGGGGUUACGCCUGGGAUGGAAAAAGUGUGGUGCCAGAAAAGCAAAAGAAGAAGAAGGAGUCCCUCCUCAAGAAGAACAACACCACAGCCUACCCAGCUGCCACUGCUACAGCCUUCGCGCCCAAUAUUGCCAGGGACCCUGGACUGGCCACUAUUGCAAAAAGCGCACCGCCACCCCCAACCGAGCCCAAGGAGGAGCCAAAGCCCAAACCUCCAGAGGCCAAGAAAACAUUUAACAGUGUGAGCAAGAUAGACAGGAUUGCCAGAAUAGCCUUCCCCCUGCUCUUUGGAACCUUUAACUUGGUCUACUGGGCAACCUACUUGAAUAAGAAGCCCAAACUGCAGGGAAUGAAUCCACACUAAUCCAUGUUUCAUUCCUUUUAAAUUAUAUCUGUAAUUAUUUCACUUUCUUUCUUAUUCCUCCUAAAAAAAAAAUGUUUAUUUUCAGACAAACAUGGUGUCCAUGCUGGUUUGAAUUCCCAGUCGUUGCAUUGCUUCUAUGUUUACCUAAAUUUUGAAGAUUUUGAAAAAAGAAAAUAGAGGGGAAAAAAGAAGGAUAACAAUACUGACUUUUGAGAGGGUGUUGUUCAGCUCUGGGACAAUGCUACCUAGAAAAUACUAAUAUAAACAUAUAGCCAAGAGAAUGCUAUUCUACAACUGCACAUAACCCAAACCUGUUUUCUUUUGUUUCUGCUUUUUUCUAUUUUAUUUAAACAUGGUAUCACAGACAGGGAAAAACAUAUUUGUGUAUAUGCAUGGGCAAGGCAUCAUAUUGUUUACGUUAAAAAUGUAUUUAUAAUACUGAUCAACAUUGACUGAUGGCUUAGUUUAUUUGAUAUCAGAAGCAAAAUGCUACGCUCAGUCUUUGUCAAAAUAUCUUCCAUCCUCUAGUAGAUGUUUUAUGAGGUUGAUUAUUUCAUUCUUCAAAAUAUGUUAGGGUUUCUGCAAUAGCAAUAAAACAUGUCUCAGUGGACACACCAUUUAUUUAGGGAUAAAAAAAUACAAAAAUCCAAUCAUCUCUGUGCUCACCAUUGAAAAUAUUUAUUUCCUUUCAAAGCAUUGUAAAUAUAAUCAAGUGUUAGAGAUGUCAAUAUUAUGUUUAAGCUUUGCAAAAUGUAACUAAAGGGUAUGUUUAUUGAAAACAUGGAAAAGUAAACUUUUUUAUUUUCAUUUUGUUUUGAUUUUGUUUAUGAUACUUUCUACAAAAAGAGUAUAUACUGGUCUAAUUCACGCUUAAGUGACUGUUUCUCACCAAGUUAGCGUUUCCAUUCAAAGCUGCUUUCACGAUGAAGUAAAAUAUUGUUCAACUGUGUGUUUGUGUAUACACUGAUGGCAACAACAGCAACAUCACCGGUGUAAAACUGAGAUUGACUAGUUAUGAGUAAGAAUGUAAAAAAAAAAAAGAAUCAUCUCAAAUCCUGGAGUGCAUUUUACAUUUAGAAUUAAAACACGUAUUAUUUACUUAUUUUGUUUGGUUUUUUUGAGUAUUUAUGACACGGCCUCGUUUUAACGCCAUUUAUCGCGGAGUACAGUUAGCAUCGCUUAAAGAGGAAUGGGGCACACUGAGAAGGUAGUGCCUUUUACCGAUUUACGAGUUGAAGGUGUGAUGGCUGUUACUUUGCUUAUCGAUGGCGCAUCUGUAUUUUCCAUCCCAUUGUUUCCCCCGACUGUGUCUCCCUUCAGCCGAAAAUUUAAAACAUAACACUCAGAAAGUACCAGCUACACUGCCUUCAGUAUCACAUGGCCGUUUGGACUCAUUUGUUGCUGCUUGUUGGUGAGCAACAGCGAGAGACAGGGACAGAGACAGAAAGAGACAAAGAGAGGGAGGAGACAUUGAGUUGAAGUGGCACUGUAAUCUUACUUUAGCCGGCGCUGUGUUUUCGCACAGAGGACUUGUCUUGUAGUUCUACGAUAGUGAUGAAGAUGAAUAUAUUUUUGUAGCAUGAUGUCAAUCCCCCUUCCAAGAAAAAAAACAACAGAAACUAACGCAAAUGUAAAAAGCUUUUGUUUUUUGUUUUUUUC